UCAAGCCCUGACAACCGUUUUCCUGCGCACUUUGGCAGUAGCGGCAGCAUCUGACGCAUGUCCGCUGAAACACGUUUUUGAAAUAUUACAGGUACGGUGGCUUCUGCCUCGUCUACAAGCUUUACCCGUGGAAUCGUCGGGCGCUCGUCGCAAGACUGUGGUGCCCGUGCCCCGUCUUUGGCCUACCCCGGUUUCAAGCACUCAACUUUACUCCCGGUUUCUUCUGCCACUUGCAGCCUCAUCGCCGAUACUGUGAGCCCAUACCGCCGCGCGGAUUUCCCUGCCAUAGAUCUACUAUCAACGCACAUUCCGAAGCGCCCCCUGGACCAGUGGCUAUAUCAAGCCCUGACAACCGUUUUCCUGCGCACUUUGGCAGUAGCGGCAGCAUCUGACGCAUGUCCGCUGAAACACGUUUUUGAAAUAUUACAGGUCCGGCUGUCCAAGUACUCAAUCCGCAAGACCAGCAGGACAUAGAGAAGUUAAUAGAGUGGGUACGUGCCAUGGCAUAGGAAGCAAGCAAGCAAGCAAGCAAGCAAGCAAGCAAGCAAGCAAGCAAGCAAGCAAGCAACGUCGGUCUCGGCUCUCGUCGAACAAUGGCAGGGGACACGACAGAGCCGCAUGGUGCUAUGUGCGUCUUUUUACCGGCUGGUUAAUUAUCGCACCUCAACCUCAUCGCUCGGGGUACCACCAUGACAAGCAUGUCUGUAUCGGAUGCGGAGGGGCUCAGCACUUCCAUGACGACCGGAGGCAGUCGAUCCAGCUUGAGCAGUGCUGACAUGGCCGGAGGCCGACACAGUUCUCGCGACACCCGCUACCUGACCCCUGCGGUACCGAUUCUCAUGAGGGUCAUCGAGGAGCAGGUAGUCGCCCAGAGACAUACCGGCGCUCAGCGAGAGUGGGGCUAUAUCUUCGCGCUGUUCAUGCUGAUGGCCACAGGAUCCCUCGUCACCUACGUCGUUCUCACCUCCUCAGGCGUCAUCGAUGGCGGCUCCAAGAGCAAGACGCGCUCGCACGUCCAAACAACAGCGCCCCAGCCGACCGCCUCCCCCACGACUGUGGGUGGCGCUUUCUCGGGUUCUAACACUGCCUCGACACCGACCACGUGACUCGGAGCCACGGGAAAGCGAGGACGCCGACAAUUGCGCCAUCUGGGAGGCGAGGCUUGCCAGCGAGCAACACGACUCGCGCAUUUCUACGAAACGUCGCGUGGCUGAACUGGAGUGAUACACAAUGACGGGAUGCUCGCUCUAACUAGUGACAGCGGGAUUGUUUCUUCAACAAUUCCGGCUUUCGAUUUUGUCCCCAUUACAGUUCGAUUACAGUUUGCGCAAAACUUCAAUGGUUGUGACCUUAUCCGUGCGAUUCGUAGGUGCCAUAUGUAGGUGCAGGGGAAAUUUAGCCCUGCAAUGUGCGAUAUCGAGAUGAAAAAAGUACAUGCGUUGCCUGAAUUAGUAUUAUACACGCAUGAAACGUGAAAGUCAUUUCGCUGCAUCUUUAUUGAACGAUACCUCUAAACCAUAGGCAUUCUAGAGAGGAUAGUUGCGCAAACUCUACACCAUAGUAUACAGUGGUAGUUAAUACAGUAUUGCAAAAACAAAACAAAAGACAUUGACAUUCGGGAAAGAGAUAAGUUGGGCUCCUCAGUAUAAGCGACAUCUUUACGGUGGGUAAAGUAACUGACGGUUGGUGAUGGUGACUGGUAAAUCCGCGAAGGUAGUUUACGUUCGCAAUACUUGGUACUGGCAGUGUGAUGUUUCAGCAAUCAGUGAAUAAGCUGUUAUAAACUUCGCCUAGUAAGUAGGCAAUCUGAAAGCCAACUUCAUUAUUGACUAAAGCCUUUCAACGAUUGUCUUCGAUUUAGUGUUUGGUCUUGUUGAAUACAAAUAAAAGUAACA
This is a messenger RNA of Dermacentor albipictus, 1895 nucleotides long. RefSeq lists its product as uncharacterized. The record is from RefSeq and is a predicted model, not a curated record. NCBI's taxonomy places the organism in Eukaryota, Metazoa, Arthropoda, Arachnida, Ixodida, Ixodidae.